Hyalella azteca is the source of this 2182-nucleotide messenger RNA. RefSeq names its product hsp90 co-chaperone Cdc37-like (gene Cdc37). Gene Ontology annotation, molecular function: protein kinase binding; heat shock protein binding; protein-folding chaperone binding. The record is from RefSeq and is a predicted model, not a curated record. The transcript is spliced from 8 exons. The coding region runs from base 251 to 1948 and encodes 565 amino acids. Gene Ontology annotation, cellular component: cytoplasm. Gene Ontology annotation, biological process: protein stabilization; protein folding. Lineage: Eukaryota; Metazoa; Arthropoda; Malacostraca; Amphipoda; Hyalellidae.
AGAUUUUCAGAUAGGUAUCUGUUGGACAACAGCUGAACCCUGUUUCAGGCAAGGGGCUGCAUGGACUAGUUUCCAGUGCUCAUAUAAAAAGAAAAAAGAAAUAAAAAAGUGUUACCGACUACUGUACUUUCAUCAUCAGCAAUUUGACAGCCACAAGUUUGGUGCUCACUGCUCAGUUUUGUAGUGAAGAUUUCUUGUGCCAUCUUCUAUCUAGCGUUUGAGUUUUAAACGUGAUUCAGUCUGUGCAGCAAUGGUGGAUUACAGCAAGUGGAAGGAUAUAGAAAUCUCGGAUGACGAGGAUGACACGCACCCCAACAUUGACACGCCGUCGCUGUUCAGGUGGCGGCACCAGGCCAGAAUUGAGCGCAUGCAGGAGAAAGAGAAGGAAAAGAAGAAGCUCGAGGAGGAGAAGAGAAAUUCUGCGGUUGUCCUCACAGUUCUGCAGUUGUCCUCACAGUUCUGCGGUUGUCCUCACAGUUCUGCGGUUGUCCUCACAGUUCUGCGGUUGUCCUCACAGUUCUGCAGUUGUCCUCACAGUUCUGCGGUUGUCCUCACAGUUCUGCGGUUGUCCUCACAGUUCUGCGGUUGUCCUCACAGUUCUGCAGUUGUCCUCACAGUUCUGCGGUUGUCCUCACAGUUCUGCGGUUGUCCUCACAGUUCUGCGGUUGUCCUCACAGUUCUGCAGUUGUCCUCACAGUUCUGCGGUUGUCCUCACAGUUCUGCGGUUGUCCUCACAGUUCUGCGGUUGUCCUCACAGUUCUGCAGUUGUCCUCACAGUUCUGCGGUUGUCCUCACAGUUCUGCGGUUGUCCUCACAGUUCUGCGGUUGUCCUCACAGUUCUGCAGUUGUCCUCACAGUUCUGCGGUUGUCCUCACAGUUCUGCGGUUGUCCUCACAGUUCUGCGGUUGUCCUCACAGUUCUGCAGUUGUCCUCACAGUUCUGCGGUUGUCCUCACAGUUCUGCGGUUGUCCUCACAGUUCUGCGGUUGUCCUCACAGUUCUGCAGUUGUCCUCACAGUUCUGCGGUUGUCCUCACAGUUCUGCGGUUGUCCUCACAGUUCUGCGGUUGUCCUCACAGUUCUGCAGUUGUCCUCACAGUUCUGCGGUUGUCCUCACAGUUCUGCGGUUGUCCUCACAGUUCUGCGGUUGUCCUCACANUGAACCAUAUAGACCCUACCCUCAAGCACAAGGAGCUCGAGAAGAAAGAGAAGCUUGAGCCGUGGAAUGUUGACACCAUCAGCAAGGAAGGCUUCGACAAAUCUCUCAUCAACAAAGACAGCAAACCCAGCAAGACUGAGAAGACUGAGGAGGAAAUUGAAGCUGAGAUGAGGGAGUUUAUCAAGAAAAAUGAAUCGCUUAUCAAGAAGUAUGGACUUUACCGCCAUUAUGAUGACAGCAAGAGGUUUAUGCAGGAGCACCCCCACCUAGCAUGCGAGUACACGGCCAACCACCUGGUGCUGUGGUGCAUCAACCUGCAGCUCGAGGAGAAGAACGAACUCAUGCGCCACGUCGCGCACCAGGCCAUCUGCCUCCAGUUCAUCCUGGAGCUCGCCAGCCAGCUCAACAGAGACCCCCGCUCCUGCAUCUCUGCCUUCUUCGUCAGGAUCCAGCAGGCAGAGCCCGAGUAUCUGCGCGCCUUCAACGACGAGCUCGCGGCCUUCAUCGCCCGCAUCGAGCGACGCGCCGCAGAGAAGAUAGAGGAGGCCCAGAAGGAGGAGCUGCGUGCGUGCUUCGAGUCGCAGGACGUGGGGCAGCUAAAGUCGGUCAUAGCAGCGAUGGACCCUGCGGUCGCCGCCCACCACAUGAAGCGCUGCGUCGCCUCAGGCCUCUGGGUCCCCGAGGGCGGCGCCACCGACAAGACUACGGGCCUCGCCGCCCCUCCUGACGAGGGGGACGACCAGGAGCCUGUGUAUGAGGCCCCCGCCAAGACCGAGGACACCGUGGACUAGGGCCCGGGCCGAAGGGGGCGCCGAAGGAAAAUAUGAAGCGUGUGUACGUUGAGAAGCUGGAGGCGUGAAUGGAGAAAAUACGAGGAUACUUUCGUCUUAAAUUGUACUGUUUUUUGUGCUUGAAUUAUGUCAUUGUUGGUUAACACCAACUGAGCAUGAUAAAUGUUAACAGCAAUUAGCGUGUAUCAUUAUACGUUAAUACGCCGGCAAUAGCAAUUAGCGUGUAUCAUUAUA